Molecule: messenger RNA, 2373 nt
Organism: Stegodyphus dumicola
Lineage: Eukaryota; Metazoa; Arthropoda; Arachnida; Araneae; Eresidae
Product: three prime repair exonuclease 2-like
Biological process (GO): DNA catabolic process
Cellular component (GO): cytoplasm
Molecular function (GO): 3'-5'-DNA exonuclease activity; nucleic acid binding
Source: RefSeq, a predicted model, not a curated record
ACAAGACAUCUCUCUACUUUGCCUGCAGAUAAAUAAAAUGCGAUCUGCUAAUAAAUGUAAAUAUGACAUGAGCAGGCUGUGUCACGUUUGAAGAUGAACACUUCCUCUUCCUGUACAUUUUAUUUCUUUGUUUAUUUUUGGACGUGAAUGUUUUCGCUAGGUUAUUUAUUGAGCAACGAAAUUUUAAACGUGGUAUUUUUCCAUUACAAUGCCAGACUCGGAAGUAAAUGCUGAGAUGACUACUGUUGCAAAUUUAUCUUCUGAUGAUCAUCUUAUAUCCGAAACUUUAAUUUCAUCAAGGGAACCAAAGUCGGAUUUAGCAGACAAUCAGUGUGUGUCACCUUCAGUUAAUCAAAAUGUUAUUGAGUCAUUAUCUACUUCUUUAACCAGUGCAUCUGUUACAUCUAUCCCUGUUACAACUUCAUCCAGUGCAAUUACAGAAAAGACGGCAAUAGACGACAGUAAUACAUCAGACCUAAAAGAAAUCGCUACGCUUGUGUUUUUUGAUUUAGAAACUACAGGACUGGGGUAUUUUGUUGGAAAAUCUAAUGUACAAAUUACGGAGAUCUCAAUGAUAGCCGUCGAUAAAAAGGAAUUUCAAAUAAGUAAUUAUCCCGAUCUACGAGAUGUUAGAAUAAUUCACAAAUUAAGUUUGUGUGUGCGACCAAGGAGUCCAAUUUCACCCAUGGCAGCAAAAAUAACUGGUUUAAAUGAUUCAAACUUAGAAGGUCAGCAGCCCUUUGAUCAAAAUGCAGCUCAAAUGAUUAUCUCUUUCCUUUCUCAUCUUCAGAAGCCUGUAUGUAUUUUAGCUCACAAUGGUGGUACAUUUGAUUAUCCACUUCUGAAAGCUGAAUUCAAGCGACUUGCAUUGGAACUGCCAUUAGAUUUGCGCAUUGCUGAUUCAUUAUAUGGAAUGAGAUCUGUGGGGAUUCCCGAAUUGCCAUUCGAUCAAAAACCAACAAAAGCAGUUAUUUUCAAAAAUGGCCGUCUGUCUCUUUCCCUAGAAAAUUUGCAUGUAUAUUUCUUUGGUAAAAAACCUUAUGGUAGUCAUAGCUCAGAAGGUGAUUGUAUUACUUUAGCAAAGAUUUGUCAUAAGAUGCGAGAUAAGCUUCUGCCUUGGGUUGAUAAACACAGUAAAUCAUUUGAUACAGUAAAACCAAUGUGGUAAAAUAGUAUAUUUGAAUGUUUUGCAUUUGUUAGUUACAUAUGACCCGAGUGUUAUGCAUUUCAUGAUCUUAUGUAAAUUUUUUAAAAGAAAAAAUGGUAUUUUAUAAUUAGAUAUAAAUCAAUACACUUUAGUAGUUUAAUCUGAAUAUGUUUAGAGCAGUAAGCUUAUCACAAAGUUUAUCUGCAGUAUUAAAUAAUUUUCUUAACUUUUUUAAUCGGGUAUUGAAAUUGAGAUCUGCUGAGUGUUGAGUGAUAUACAAUGUAACAUUUUUAUUCAUAGAGUGUAUGAAUGAUCUUUAGUAUGAUAUAUGAUAGUCUGAUUUUAAAAUGAGUAUUAAUGGUUAACAUUACUAAAUUGACAUGUAAACGUAUAUAUACAGAAAGAAAUGUGUCAAUAAGUAUUUUGAACAAUCAUAAAAGCAUAAACAUGUUGCAAAUUAAUAUUUGAAAAAUGUACAUUAAUUUUAGUAGUGUCCUGUUAUGAGGACCAGACUGAGAAAUGUAUGUAUGUAUGCAUAUAUAUAUAUAUACACUUACAUACGAACAUAUGUGUGUAUGCACAUAUUACAUAUAUGCACAUACAUACCUGCAUAUGGGCUUUCACACAUAUAUCUCUGAAUCUCGUCUCGAUAACAGAAGAGUACCUUAAUUUUUUAAUCAUUAAGUGUUGUUGUAUUAACAUAAUUAUUAUUUCAAACUGUAAUUUGAUUAAUGCUGAUGAGUUACACUAUUUUUAAAAUAUGUUAACUAGAAAAGCAGUUCUUAGAAAAUCCAUUUUCUCCAUUCAAAUUAAAAUCUUUCUUCAUAAAUUUCUGACAAAUAAUUUAAUUAUUGUCUUUAUGUGCUGCAUGAACUGCUUUAAUUAUUGUCUUUAUGUGCAGUAUGAAACUUUCAGAAUUAGAUAAUUAUUAAAGAGUUAUCAGAUAUUAAAAUUAAAAAUAUAGUGAAAUUUCUUAUGCUGACCACUUCUGAAGUAUUUCUUGAGAGCACAAUUUAAUAAAGAUAUAUAUAUUUGAUAUUAUUGAUGAUCAUAUUCUUUCAGAUAAACUCUUCUAUAGGAUGCCAAACUUGUCUGAAAUCAUUGUUUACUGUUGUAAAUAAGUUUCACUGUAAUACAGAAUAUGUUAUCAUUGAAAUUUAAUAAUUUAUUUUUGUAUUUUACACACUGUUGCAGUGCUAAUAAAAGAGUUUUCUUAAAACUUGAAA